AUGGGAGAGAUUGUGGAAGGGAGGGAUAACAGAGGAGAUAAUAUUCCUGACAGUUUGGAGGCUACACUGAAGGAUAUUGACAAAGAUGCAUAUGUCAACAUCUAUUCCAUGCUGAAAGUCCUGAUCACAAUUCCAAUUUCAUCUGCAUCUUGUGAGAGAUCCAUAUCAUCCCUUCGGAAUCUUAAGAACUAUUUGAGAAAUACAAUGACCCAGGACAGACUGAAUGGAUUGGCACUGAUGCAUGCCCACAGAGACAUGGAUUUUGACCUUGAACGUAUAAUAGAUUUAUUUGCUGAGUUACAUCCUAGGAGAAUGAGAAUGGCAAACAUUUUGUAA
Pocillopora meandrina is the source of this 336-nucleotide messenger RNA. Lineage: Eukaryota; Metazoa; Cnidaria; Anthozoa; Scleractinia; Pocilloporidae. The record is from the annotation of a GenBank genome assembly.